Messenger RNA from Rhinichthys klamathensis goyatoka, 611 nucleotides. RefSeq lists its product as uncharacterized. Gene Ontology annotation, molecular function: protein-folding chaperone binding; misfolded protein binding. The record is from RefSeq and is a predicted model, not a curated record. Gene Ontology annotation, cellular component: endoplasmic reticulum. Lineage: Eukaryota; Metazoa; Chordata; Actinopteri; Cypriniformes; Leuciscidae. The transcript is spliced from 2 exons. The coding region runs from base 19 to 552 and encodes 177 amino acids.
CAUUUGAUCUUCAGGUGAAUGAUGGCGUCAGCAGAGCAUUUAUGCAUGGUGCUUCUGUUAUGUGUGUGUGGCUGUAUUUGUGUGAGUGAUUAUUACUCGGUUCUUGGAGUUCCUCGCUCUGCAUCUUCAAGGGAGAUCAAGAAAGCAUUUCACAAGCUGGCCCUUAAACACCAUCCUGAUAAGAGCCAAAGCCCAAAUGCACAGCAGACCUUCACACACAUUGCUCAGGCCUAUGAGGUGCUGUCUGACAAAGAGAGGAGGCGAGUCUAUGAUCAAAUGGACCAUCUAACUAACCCUGAUCAGGGCAGAGAGAGAAAGUUCAAGAAAGAUCAGAAUGAGGACAUGGGCACCAAUCCCUUCAUCAAUAAAGAAGCGUUUCAUAGUAAAAGGGGUUUUCAGCAUUUUAGUCUAGAGGAGCUACUUCAUACGCUCCGGUUGGAUGAUGACUUUUUUAUGGGUGAACAACCUGCUUAUGAAGGAUGGAGUUUUAAUUUUGGGCCUGAGGAUGAUGAUGAAACAGUCCUCCUCAGUGAUCUUUUCAACAUGCUUUGAUUUCCAGGGUUUGUUUAUUCUUUAUUUGUUUGUAUAUUUAUGUUGAUUAAUUAUAUAUU